AUGUGGUCAACCGGAACAUCAACUUCACCAACGUCUGCAUCAAGCGCUGCGGCCUUCUGCGCCUUCAGCCGUGAUUUCCGCGAGGAGGAAGGCUACUUCCUGCCCGUCAACGAGAUCAUACGCCGCGCCAAAGAGGCUCAGGAAUACGGCGCCACCGAGGUCUGCGUUCAGGCCGGCCUGCCUCCCCAAAUGGAAGGCGACCUCUACAUCCGCCUCUGCGAGGCCAUCAAGGAAGAGCUGCCCGACAUCCACGUCCACGGCUUCUCCCCCGAGGAAGUGCUCUACGGCUCCAUUCGCUCCAAGUGCACCAUCCGCGAGUACCUCCAGGGUCUCAAAGACGCCGGCGUCGGCAGCCUGCCCGGAACCUCCGCCGAGGUCCUGGACCAGGACCUGCGCGACAUAAUCUCCCCCGGGCGCAUCACCGUCGACCAAUGGCUCGAGGUCAUCACCAACGCCCACGACUUGGGCAUACCGACCACCUCCACCGUCAUGUUCGGGCAUCGGGAAACCAACGCCCAGAUCGUUCGCCACAUCGCCCUGCUCCGUGACAUCCAGCAGCAGACCGGCGGCUUCACCGAGUUCGUGCCGCUCAGUUUCGUCGCCUCCGAAGCCCCCAUGUUCCUCCAGGGCACCGUCGAAAACGUCCGCUCCGGACCCACCGGCAUGGACGUCAUCAAGGUCCACGCCAUCGCUCGCAUCAUGCUCAACAACUGGAUCCCCAACAUCCAGGCAUCCUGGGUGAAGGAGGGCAGCCGCAUGUCCCAGCUCCUCCUCAACGCCGGCGUCAACGACCUCGGCGGCACCCUCAUCAACGAGAGCAUCUCCACCUCCGCCGGCGCCAUGCACGGCCAGCUCAUGCGACCCUCCGAGUUCCGCUCGAUGAUCCGUGAGGCCGGCCGUACCCCAGCCGAACGCUACACCACCUACGGCUUGCGCCGGGUCUACAGCGACGCGGACGAGGCUCUCGACCCCCUGGACCUCGUCGGCGACAACGUCGAGGAGAUCUUCGGCUCCUACAACCAGUUGGUGCAGAUGGAAGGCUACCGGUUCGAGCAUCCCCGCGCCCAGCGGGAACGGAACGCCGUGCAGCCGACGGCCUAG
Molecule: messenger RNA, 1101 nt
Organism: Geodia barretti
Lineage: Eukaryota; Metazoa; Porifera; Demospongiae; Tetractinellida; Geodiidae
Source: the annotation of a GenBank genome assembly